AUGACAUUGACUUCAUGGUACAAUAUGGCUUUGACGGUGUCGACAUUUGCUUGCGAACGAGGUGGCAUCCCCGAGGAUAAGGUGAACAUGGUAUCUAUGUUCAAGGUCAUCCGAUCGACGUUUGAUGUGUCGGGUCACAAUUUUGGUCUGACGUUUACGGCUCCAUCUUCAUAUUGGUAUCUACAGCAUUUCGAUUUGAUUAGCUUGCUCAAUUUCGCAGACUGGGUCAACCUCAUGAGCUACGAUCUACAUGGUGUAUGGGAUGCCAAGGACAUUUUCAUCGGUAACAUAGUCCAGUCGCACACUAAUCUCACGGAGAUAAAGGACUCGAUCAAUCUCUUCCAACGUGUUGGCGUUCCCCUUGAUCGCAUCGUACUUGGACUUGGAUUCUAUGGUCGCUCUUUCGAGCUUAGUGAUCCAACGUGCUCAACGCCCGGGUGCUUGUUCAGUGGGCCAGCUCCAGGUGGACCGUGUACACAAUCUGACGGCACUCUAAGCUUUGCUGAGAUUCAAGAUAUCAUUCGGAUGAAUGGCACAAGUGACACAAAUAUCGUAUACGAUGCAAUUGCCCAGGUUAAAUAUGUCACGUAUGAUACGAACAAUUGGGUCAGCUAUGAUGAUUAUGAGACAUUGUCAGCCAAGGCGCAAUUUGCAAAGGAUGCUGGAAUGGGUACGUCAUGA
This is a messenger RNA of Punctularia strigosozonata HHB-11173 SS5, 681 nucleotides long. RefSeq names its product bacteriodes thetaiotaomicron symbiotic chitinase. The record is from RefSeq and is a predicted model, not a curated record. Gene Ontology annotation, biological process: carbohydrate metabolic process. Lineage: Eukaryota; Fungi; Basidiomycota; Agaricomycetes; Corticiales; Punctulariaceae. The transcript has 7 exons. Gene Ontology annotation, molecular function: chitin binding. The coding region runs from base 1 to 681 and encodes 226 amino acids.